Messenger RNA from Penicillium daleae, 1446 nucleotides. RefSeq lists its product as uncharacterized. The record is from RefSeq and is a predicted model, not a curated record. Bases 1 to 1446 code for a protein of 481 amino acids. Lineage: Eukaryota; Fungi; Ascomycota; Eurotiomycetes; Eurotiales; Aspergillaceae. The transcript is spliced from 6 exons.
AUGGUUAAGACUACUUAUGCGGUUACGCUCUUUGCUGCCGUGAGCAUGGCGGCUCCCAUGGCGCCGAACAGCAAUGAUUAUACCAGCGUUGAGCCCAUGCGUCGCGACGGUACUGGUAACUUUAUCGGCGCUGGUGCUGAUGGGGCUCUGAAUCAGCUGGUUGGCCAACUCUCUUCCAACCUGGAGAACCAGGAUGCUGAUCUAGCUUGGCAAAAGACCCCCAAGCAGAAGACGGAAGUCGCCGAGGCUGCAAAGCAGGAGAAGGCUAGUAUUCUCCAGGGAUUGCCCUUGAUCGGUGGUCUUCUGGGUGGUAAGCGCAGCGUCGAGGAGGAGGAAUUGCACGCUCGCUCAUUCACUGGCGAUCUGAGCAAACUCCCUCUUCUGGGAGAGCUGUUCGGUGGUAACCAAGAUAAGAACCAGAACACCAACCAGCCUCUUGGCAACGGUGAUGCUAUGCCUGCCAUGUCUGCUCGUUCAUUCGAGUACCCAGGCCAAAGCUUUGGGCAGAACUGUGGCCAGAACGAAGGCCAAAACGAAGGCCAGAACGAAGGCCAGAACGAAGGCCAGAACGAAGGCCAGAACGAAGGCCAGAACGAAGGCCAGAACGAAGGCCAGAACGAAGGCCAGAACGAAGGCCAGAACGAAGGCCAGAACGAAGGCCAGAACGAAGGCCAGAACGAAGGCCAGAACGAAGGCCAGAACGAAGGCCAGAACGAAGGCCAGAACGAAGGCCAGAACGAAGGCCAGAACGAAGGCCAGAACGAAGGCCAGAACGAAGGCCAGAACGAAGGCCAGAACGAAGGCCAGAACGAAGGCGAGAACGAAGGCGAGAACGAAGGCGAGAACGAAGGCCAGAACGAAGGCGAGAACGAAGGCCAGAAUUGGCUGCAGAACUACGCCCAGAACCACCGCCGCGACUUGACCAGUGAGCUCAGUAGCCUGCCACUCAUUGGCAGUCUCUUCGGUGGAGCACAGAAGCAGAACGACGCAGCUAAGCGUGACAACCAGGCCAACCCCGAGAGCCUGGGCCUGCUCUCUUUCGUCAAGAAGCUCACCUCUGGAGGAUCCGAGACUCUCAGCCACCGUCGCCGUGACAUUUUCGACCUGCUGAAGACCCCGCAGCAACUUGCGGGGGAGCAGCAGGCUGAGAAGGCAAAAGGCGACGACAAGGGCAAGAAUGACCAGAAGCCUGCUCAGGAUAACAAGAAGCCCGCUGAGGAUCCGUUGAAGGAACUCUUCGGUGAGGGCGGUCUUGGUGAUCUGGUUCAUAAUGCCAACCACGGUGUUGGGAUUCUGCCGAUGAAUGAUCGUCGUGAUGUUGAGGUUGAGCCUCGCGGUGAGCCUAUUCAGGGCGCUACCCUGCCGGACGUUCUUCUCAGUAGUGGUGUUUUGCGCAAGGUUGCUGGUCUGCUCUCGCCUGGUGGGCUUGCACCCGCUGGUCAGUAG